UUAGUUGUCAUGGUUAAAGGACUUGGCCAGUGCAUUGCUUUCGGCAAACCACUUUUAUUACGCAAAGUUUCAUUCAAUCCACUUCGAUAGCAGACACACACUACUUCUUUAGAUAUCGUGAAAAUAGUAUUCGUGAAGACGGUCAUUUGAGUCCGAGUACUGACAACGUGCGUCGAUUCCCGCGCAUUGCAUUUUGGUAGUGAAUGGCAUGGAUCCGCCAUGAUGCCUUCUGUGAAAACGAGUCCUACAUUCAUGUUUGAAAGUGUUAUUUUAUAUAUUGUGACUGAGUGAACGCUAACCGUCAAGAUGGGGACGAACUAAGAGUGUCAUAGGUUUAAUUGCGGAAGGGUUUAAACCCUUCGGGGCCCUAAGAAGCGGCCCACAAGAGGUUUUUAAAUUGGUGUUCAAUGUGUUGAUAGUCUGUCAACAAAAAUGAGCAAGCUCUCGUUCAGGGCUAGGGCGCUCGAUGCGUCCAAGCCCUUGCCGAUUUAUAUGGCAGAGGAGGUUCCUGACCUGCCAGAAUAUUCGGCAAUAAAUAGAGCCGUCCCUCAAAUGCCCAGCGGAAUGGAAAAGGAGGAAGAAAGUGAGCAUCAUUUACAAAGGGCAAUAUGUGCUGGCCUCAUCAUUCCUACUCCAGAGGUGCAAAACAUGGGAGAGACCGAGGUAUACGAACGAAUGUACCCAUCCAAUUACAAAGCGCCCAGGCAACUUAUUCACGUUCAACCAUUUACCAUGGAGCAGGACAUUCCAGACUACGACAUGGAUUCAGAAGAUGAAAUGUGGAUCAAGGCCCAGUCCAAAAAAUUAGAACUCACACCUCUGAAGUUCGAAGAGAUGUUGGAUCGUCUGGAAAAAAGUAGUGGGCAGUCAGUUGUGACUCUUCCAGAUGCAAAGUCUCUCCUGAAGGAAGAUGAUGACCUUAUCAUAGCUGUAUACGAUUAUUGGUUGGAAAAGAGAUUGAAAACGCAACGCCCUCUUAUUCCCACUGUGAAGACUGAGUUGAGAGUUGGAGCUGCUGCAAACAAUCCGUAUCUUGCCUUUCGACGACGAACAGAAAAGAUGCAAACACGUAAAAACCGCAAGAAUGAUGAAACAUCAUAUGAAAAGAUGCUCAAGCUACGGCGGGACCUUAGCCGGGCUGUUACUCUUCUGGAAAUGGUGAAAAGACGUGAAAAGACAAAAAGGGAACUGCUCCACCUAACUAUUGAAGUGUAUGAAAAAAGGUACCAAGCGGGAGACUUCAGUGGACAGUUAUUGGCAGAGGUUUCGGCCCUCAAGAGUUACCAGCAUCCUCGCCCAGCAUUUGCUCCAAUCUUCCCAAAUCAAUACAGCAUCAGCCCUUGGACCAACAAGGUUCCAAUCAAGGACGAAGCUGUUCCGAGAAAGGAAAAGAGACAGUACAAGAAGCGAAAGCACAAAGCUGGCUCUUCUGUGUGUGGUGCAGGCACUGGCACAGGAAGUCGUGGAGGUCUCGAUGGUUAUCUCGGCACCCAGGGUAGUUCAGAGGAGGACACCUCAAGCACAGGUAUGCGAACAGUUAGUCCUGUUCAUGCCACUCCUGAGGCGGAAGAUGAAGAUGAGGGCCCCUUCGCCUUUAGAAGAAAUCCAGCAUGCAACUAUCAUGCACCCCUUCCUGGUGAAUUUGGUAAUUGGCCAUGGUGUAGCCAGGAAGAAGGUGGUUCAGCUGAUCGAAGGUAUCGAUACUGUCUAACUUCUAUCAAUAGACCAAAACCUCGAUGUAUAGGCUUUGCGAGAAGAAGGCUGGGCAGAGGGGGAAGAGUUAUUUUGGAUCGAGAGCCAUCAGAACUUGACGAUGUUUGGAGAUCUCUGGACUUUACUGUCCAAGACUCCAGUGUAGCACCAUCAAGUACCAAUCACAAUAACAAUGAAAUUCUUAGUGAAAUUAAGGCAGAUUGGUUGCACUUUAGACCCAAGAUGUCACCAAAGCAAGAUAAUGAAGACUCUGAGAUGGAAGAGGAUUUGGCUGAGAGUGUGGCAGAUCAAGGCCUGCAGGUCAGGCAAGGGCCUGUCACUCUAGAAGUUGAAAGUGGAACACCAGGAAGUGAAUCGUGUCCUUUCAGUACUUUUAUGGAAUUAGACCUUGAUAGGCUGGACUGUAAUGACCUUUUCCCCACUUUUGGUGGUAUAUCCAUGUUGGGACAAGACUUUGUGACAGAAGAUUGUGGCUUUCAGAAAAGCACAGAGCCCACCUCUUUAAGUGACCAGAAGAUGGAUUGGGAUCGAGGAAAUGGUCUUGUCUCAGAUCUUGUGUCGCCCACAAAGAAGAGACCUCAAGUUGGUGUGACUGGGUUGUCAGCAAACCCAGUAACAUCUGACACUUCUACCUUAUCAGCUUUGUUGUCACGAAAAAGUGACAAAGAUAUUUUCAAAUCUGAUAAGCAACGGACUGGGAUCUAUGUUGUAAAAGAUGGUCCAGAACUGAAUGGUCCCAGCCAAGAAGUGACAAUAUGUGGUGAGAAUGGAGACAUUAGGCCAUGUUCACCUCCUCAAGUUGGCUGUUCCGCCUUCUUCAUGUGCGAUAGCAGUGAUAAUAGUAAUGGAGGAAUACCACAAAGUAAUGGAGAGACAAAUAUUCGGAAAAGUGUAUCAGUGUCAAGGCUAAAUCCCCCACCACCAUAUCCAUCUACUUCAUUGAAUCAGUGUUUGACUGGUAAUGGGAGUUGGAACCACAUUGAUGUGGGUAGCAAGAGUUCAGGGUCAGUGGUAGUAGUGAACCAUAGUGACAAUGUGACUGGCAGCAGAGUUCACCGAACAGCCGGGGCUGGAACAUCGACUGUUAUCCUCAGCAAUGGACCUCUACCUUCAGCAGCUUCUGCUGAAUAUAUUGGUGGUAAUCUUGCGGGUAUUCGUCCAUCUACAUCCUUGGCCUUAAGUCGUAAAAUAACCCUGGUUCAGCAUGCUAGAGUUGCUUCUGGAGUUGCUCUAUCACCAGCAACAUCUUCCGUGAACAUUCUCCAGCCGUCCGCUAGUACUUCUGAGACAGCCACCACUCUAAUUAGGCAAGUGAACUUGGCAGCUGUCCCGCAGAAGGUUACCUCAAGGGAAAAUAUGAUGAAAAGUGACGACACAUCAGAAGACGUAUGCUCAGAUAAGAGUCAGUUGGUACGCAAGACAAACUCCCUGCCAAUGGAGGUCACCUGACAUAUCUUCUAGCUGGACUUGUGUGGUGAAGCCCAGCUCAGAAGCUUUUGUUGUCUCUUUCUUUCUCUCUCUCUCUCUUUCUCUUUGUCAGUGUCUUUUUUUGCUCUUUUUGUCACAACAUCAACAGUCACAACAUCAAUGUCUUCCAUUUAUAUUACUUUGCCUGAUGUACUAAACCAUCUAUUAACUCAAAAUUAUCAUCAAUAAUGUUAGGGCGCCAUUGUCACUACUGUAUUCUGUAUUCUUUAAUAGCAAAAGCCAAACAAGUAGAGAGAAAAAUGUUUGUAGGUUGGUAGUUCAGUGUGCUAGAGAAACUAAUCAUUUUCUUUGAUGAGGUCACUACCUACUUCUGCAAGGAAGUAGACUUCUUUUGAGGUUCUUUUUCUCGCAAUCUUCAUUUUGUGUACACAAUUUCAUUUUAUUUUAGUUUUGAUAAAAGUUCAGCUUACCUUCAUUUAAAUUUGUUUAUUCUGUACAAAUACUAAAUAAUGUGAAACAAUGUAAAAAACUGUAUUAGUUGUUGAAGGUCUUAAAAUUGACUGUUGGUCUGCAUGGUAGAUCUAUUACUAAAUGGUGUAAACUGCAAUCUAUGUAUUUCUAGUUACCAUAACUCUUCAGUCUAAAGACAAGAGAAGUACUCAAUAGAAAGCUGUUACAUUGCUUCUUGGUACGUUCUUGAAAAACUGUUUGACACAAUUGCUUUUUCUGAAGGGUGGAAAACAAAUUGUUUCCUUCCAUUCUGCAAUAAUUUCUGAAGCAUUUUGAAGUGGCGAUGAUUUGUGGUGAUCUUAGUUAACAAACAAGUUGUGUCAAACUACUAAUUUUCAAGACAAAUAUGUUAAGUGUCUUGUCACACAUGGUGCUGAAAAUUUUCUGUAAUGUCCUCAUACUCAACAUUUUAUGCGUAUGAAUUUUAAUAAAUAGCCUAGACUUAUGUAUGUAUAACUGAUGUGCAGUCAUUCUUCUACUUAUUACUGGCUGUAAAGAUCUGUAAUAUGCGAAGUAUUCAUGCACUUUUGUGAUUUGCAUUCAUUUAAAAAAAAAAAAAAAAAGGAAAUGAGCCUUAGCACUCUUAGGGUUCAAUGUCAUAACAUUGCACUCCUUAGUCCACAAAGUUUUGGAUGAAAUAUUUUUAUAUAUGCGUUUACUGAAAAUGAUGUUUCCUGUGUGAAGCUCUUCCUCUGAGUAUAUGUAUUGAAAACAGAGGGAGAAUAAAACUAAAAAGUUUAGGUGCUGUGCCUGAAAUUGGUGUUUGGAUGCAAUUUUGUCUGGUAAUUAUUUCGAUGUAAAUGAAAAGAAACUUGUAAAAAUGAAUGUUUGGUGGAGGAGGUAGAGGGCAGAUGUACAUUAGCACUUCUUUUCAUGUGAUGUGAUUAAAAUGUGAGUGGAUGAGUUGAUGUUCUGGCUUUCGAUGUUUCUGACAACUGUGUCAUUGGUGCAAUAGCCGAUAGCCAGGGGUAAAUAAUAUCCCAUAGAUUUGCAUAGGAUACUGCUGGUUUUUCUUUACUAUUUUUUUUGUUUUUGUUUCCACAAAGCAGUGUUUGUGUAA
This is a messenger RNA of Thrips palmi, 4711 nucleotides long. It is a transcript of the gene E(Pc), whose product is annotated as enhancer of polycomb homolog 1. The coding region runs from base 433 to 3162 and encodes 909 amino acids. Gene Ontology annotation, biological process: regulation of transcription by RNA polymerase II. The transcript has 12 exons. Gene Ontology annotation, cellular component: piccolo histone acetyltransferase complex. The record is from RefSeq and is a predicted model, not a curated record. Lineage: Eukaryota; Metazoa; Arthropoda; Insecta; Thysanoptera; Thripidae.